CUUUUUGCACCUCUAGCGACCGCGACACGUGUUGGACCACAAAAUGAAUUUUAAAAAACAAAUUUUUCAUUUUAAACAUAGUCUACGACCUUUGUUAACUAAGAAAAAGAUGUAUUAACGAUUGACCAAUUUACUGCAGCCUGCAGCUCGAUUCCAUUUAGGAACCCUCACUUUUCCAUGGACACAACAAUGAUUUCGGAACUCAGCUUUAGGGAAGUGUGAUUCACAAUGGUCACGUCCAACGAUUGCAUUGGGUAAAUCUGCUAUAGGAACAUAUGAUUCACAACGGACAAAUCCAAAGACUACAUGGUCCAAGUCUACUUUAUGCCUGUCCCGUCGAUGGACAUAUUCGCAGCAAUGUCCGUCUUAAUUUGAAAUAGGAAAGUAUGAUUUUCAAGCGAAACCCAACGAAUGGACGUGAUUCAUGUUUCCCUUAUUCACUCGAGUCGCAGAGGUGAGAUUGGGAUAGUCUAGUGGUUGUAACUAUUACAAAUUAGCAAUUUUGGAUUGAUUUCCUCCAAUAAAACUAUAAUGAUAUCCCUUUUAGAUGCUACUUUGCAUACCACAAAUAUAUUUCGUGAAAAUUCAAAAACUUGGUUUUCAUUUAUUUUGGUCUUAAUCGAAACGCGGGCUGUAAUUUGGGUGCUGGCAACUCGAUGCGAGGAACAGCUGUUUGUAAUUCCAAAAAGGUUGGCAGUCUUGGCGCCAUCUGUUGGCCACAACAAUACUGAUAAGGCAAGGAAAAAAUCGCCGCUACCUUUCAAUUCAUUCAAGUGCACGAGAUCAAGAUCAACCUGUUUGCCAAAAUCCUACAAAAUGCUGCCCACCAAAACGGACUCCCGUCGACGUCUCAAUAUUGGGGGCUCCAUCCCGCCGUCUGGCGACUACGUCAAGGUGAUAGAUGACCAAAGUGAAACGGAUGGGUUCGUGAACGAGCAAUGGAUAGAACCAAACUUGAUACUUGAGCCAACGCCAUGGAAAACGAUACUCAUCAUCCUCACCCUGUUCAUAGGCGGCACAAUAUGUAUUGGCUUUGCCACCAUAGACUGGAUGGCGGAUAUAAAUCGCGAGCGGCUGGACCGUGUGUGGGCUUUGUCCAUUAUCGGAGCACUGACCAUUAUACCCGGCGGCUACUACAUGUAUGUGUUAUCCUGCGUUAUGCUGCAUCGUCGUGGCUACACCAUGGAUGAUAUACGACGACUGGGAUAGGGAUAGGGGAUUAACAUAUGUGUAUUUGUAUUUGUUUUUAUGUUGUACUAUGUUUUGUCAAAUACAGUUUUAUUGCAUUUA
Messenger RNA from Drosophila guanche, 1290 nucleotides. RefSeq names its product transmembrane protein 230. The coding region runs from base 532 to 1209 and encodes 225 amino acids. The record is from RefSeq and is a predicted model, not a curated record. Lineage: Eukaryota; Metazoa; Arthropoda; Insecta; Diptera; Drosophilidae. The transcript is spliced from 9 exons.